This is a messenger RNA of Populus euphratica (Euphrates poplar), 1164 nucleotides long. RefSeq names its product protein RER1A-like. Bases 228 to 830 code for a protein of 200 amino acids. Gene Ontology annotation, cellular component: Golgi membrane. Gene Ontology annotation, biological process: retrograde vesicle-mediated transport, Golgi to endoplasmic reticulum; protein retention in ER lumen. NCBI's taxonomy places the organism in Eukaryota, Viridiplantae, Streptophyta, Magnoliopsida, Malpighiales, Salicaceae. The record is from RefSeq and is a predicted model, not a curated record. The transcript is spliced from 3 exons.
ACCGAGUUUUUACCUUCAAAAUCCCAACUUGAAUAUAAUCGGGCAAAAAUUUUUCUGUUUCGGUUGAAUUUGCGACCACCAAUUUGCUAUCCCUCCCUUGAAAAAUCAACACAAUCAACAACGAAAGAAGAAAACAGCUCAAAUCACAGCUUCGGAGUCCCAGAGUCGCCUGUCCACAGGAGAGAGCUUAGAAGGACCCGGACCAAACCAGAUCAGACGAGACAGAAAUGGAAGCCGGGCAGCCAAGCGGGAUUCUUUCAGUAGACGAUCUGUCCUCUCUAUCAUCAACGCCAGCAACCACUAUCUCACGCUGGUCCUUCGUCGUCUCACAGCGGUUCCAACAUUUUCUUGACAAAACGGUCCCCUACAUCCUCUACCGUUGGAUCGCAUGCUUAAUCGUGGUCUUGAUCUAUGUAAUCCGCGUCUACCUUGUUCAAGGUUUCUACAUAAUCACUUACGGUCUUGGUAUUUACUUGCUUAAUCUCUUGAUUGGAUUCUUGUCUCCCCAAAUUGACCCCGAGAUCCAUGACGGGCCCUCUCUUCCUACUCGUGGAUCCGACGAGUUUCGCCCCUUCGUCCGCCGGUUACUGGAAUUCAAGUUCUGGUAUUCGAUUACCAAGGCGUUUUGUAUUGCCUUUGUAAUGACAUUUUUCAGUGUGUUUGAUGUGCCUGUGUUCUGGCCUAUAUUACUCACCUACUGGGUUGUGCUUUUCGUUCUUACUAUGAGGAGACAGAUUUCGCAUAUGAUCAAGUAUAGAUAUGUUCCGUUCUCUACCGGUAAACAGCGAUAUGAUGGAAAGAAGGCACCUUCGACUGACAGUGCAUUAUGAAGGCUAUAAUUGCUGUAGAAGAUGUUUUGAAGACCAAUUUUGGUUCUUUGAUUGAUUCUUUCUUCUUACUAAGACUUACCCACAUUUUUAUCGGCCAGCUUGCCUGUGGAAAGUUUAGCAUAAAAAAUCAUAGUGGCUCAUGAUGCUCUUUUUUCAUAAGGAAUUUUUUUUUAUAUAGAAGAGGGCGUGCCACAUUUCGUUUCUGUAUUGUUACUUUACUGAUUUGUAGUUUACUGAGGGAAAUGCCAGUCAAUCAGUGCAUUAGGAUUAUGCUCAAUCUAGUUAUACAUUAUUCAUUUCUCAUCAGUUGGAAAUGCCAAUUCUCUUUCAAGGA